AUGAAUAAUUCAAAAUUUGAUGGAAACAUACCCGUAAAUACCGUGGAAAGUUUUCGUUCUAAACAAGAAAUUGAUAAUACGCUAAAUACAACACAGUAUUGCUUUCUGCAUGACGACUUCUUUCUGAUUAAAGUUACCCAAGCAUUGUUUGAAGAUUUCCAAGCGAAAUGCGUACAUUCAGAAACUAUUAACGAGUCUUUCGAUUUAGUUGCUUUAUUUUAUGAGAUAUGCAGUGAUGGAAUAGCUGCUUUUCAAAAAGUAUCAAUGAGACCGGAAAAAACGACAGCUUUAACAUCCGUUUUACAGCAACUUUUAAAUGAACAGCAUGCUUAUCUUUUGUUGUUAAAUCUUGCCAAGAUGAUUCGAAUGUUAAAUGAUUUCAAGAAUUUGGAGAAGCAAUCUAUUCUUGUUGAUCUAUUAAUCACUGAUGUGGAAUUUAGGAGGCUACUGGUACUUUUGGAAUGGUGUGAAGAAAAUGCUUAUAAUGAACCUGAAGCAAAUGCUGAAUUAUUGGACGAAUAUGCAUAUCUCGAAAGGAACUGUACACUACGAGCGGAAACAUUGCAUGCUCGAAUUCGUGGUGAAAACUUUUGUGACUUGGAUUUAGACGGCGCGCUUCAUGGACGUUUACACAAUAAAGAUGAAGAAUUAGAAAGCAGAGUAUUCAGCAUGAUUUAUACACUGGUGCGAUGUGGUCGAAUUGAUGAAGCAUUAUCAUUGUUAGAAAAAGCUGGUCUCUAUUCUUUAGUUCCUCUGCUACAACUGAGGAAAAUAUCGCGCAGUGCUGCUUUAACACCAUUUUCUGUAGAUGAAAGUUCUUAUUAUCUGGCUCGAUCUCGUUCGUUGCUUAAGCGGACUGUUGAUAAAAUCGUUUCUAAAGGCACAUCACUGUCACAGGUAGAAGCCUGUCUCUGGUCAGUGAUAGUUGGACGUCUCGAACCAGCCCUCUCUUUGUCAUCUCGUACCGAAGAUCGCCUUUGGUGUUAUCUUAAUGCUGCUGUUGAAUCACGUUUAGAUGCCGCAAUCACCAAUGUUCAUAAUGGAGAUUUUGAUGCUGGUAUUGGUCGUGAAGUUGAAAAAGACGAUCUUCGAAUUAAUUCUAUUUUCGAUGAAAUUGCUACGGCUGAACGAUCUCCGUAUUACACUAUAUAUCGACACAUGGUGAAUGAUGAUUCUUUAUCACUGAUUGCAUGUAUGGAUAUGUGGCUGGAACAGUAUGAGGAUGAUUUAGAAAAAUUUCCACAUAUUAUACGUUUUAUGGCUCAUCUUGUUUUACUUCUUCGAUUCACUGGUCAACCGGUACAGGAAGAAAGCGCUAACUCAAUCAUGCGUAGCUACGUUCGUUUAUUGAUUUCAUUGAAGUUAUACUCGAUUGUUCCAUAUUAUGCUAACAAAUUACCGUUAGAAAUGGCUGAAGAGAUGGUUGUUGAAUUUAUGUGUCAAUUAGAAGAGGAAAAUGUGCGAAAAGAUGUCCUUGCUGCUGCCAGUGCUGCAAAAAUGGAUAGUGUUCGUUUAUGCAAAAAGAUCUUUAAUUGUAUAAUUACUCGUUAUCCAGUAAUUGAAGAGGAAUCUAAGACAGAUGAUAUAUUAAUUAAUGCGUGGAAUUGGUUAAUAUAUCCAGGUAAUGAGACAUAUUAUGAUGCUAUGUUGGGCAUGAACAAAAUAAUGCGCGAAUUUUUUUAUGUUGACAAAUUGGACAAAGCAAAGAAACUUUUGCAACGAUCAAAAAAAUGGGUUGACAAAAUAGUGGACUCAUUUCGUCCUGUUAUUGAGACUAGUGAUACAGUUGAGCCGAAACUUUUAAGAGCAAUCACUGAAUACAAAGCGUAUAAAUGCUACUUGAAUGCUUUGAUGAAAUUCAAUGAAUGGUUCAAGCAAUCGCAGCGUUCAGUACCCUCAAUUAUGGAGAAUUCGACAGAUGACGUUGGAACAUUAAUGGAUAUGCAACAGAAGAUAACAUUUGAAGUGAUACUUCAACGAGCAAAUGAAAAAAUGCAAAGAUAUGAAAAUGCCUCUAAACACAGCACUACUGAAGCUGUAGGAGCACUCGAUCUUGUGCUACGUUUUCCAAAUGGUUGGAUGACAUUUAAGAAAGUGAAGAGUGAAAGAUUAAAUGAGGAAGAAGUCAAAAAACUUACGGAAAUAAAGUCUCGUUAUAUAACUGCAGUUAUCAUUAUGCUAGUUACUAUAUUUGAAAAAAGUGAUAUAAAUCGAUCGGCACAGCUGGUCGAAUUGCUGGCUGAUGAGGAGUAUAAAUUAGCAGAUAUCAUAUCAAAGGAGCAAUUAAGAAUACUCAUAAAACAGCUUUCAGUUAAUGCUUACAAGAGCUUAUGA
Brugia malayi is the source of this 2334-nucleotide messenger RNA. RefSeq lists its product as uncharacterized. Bases 1 to 2334 code for a protein of 777 amino acids. Lineage: Eukaryota; Metazoa; Nematoda; Chromadorea; Rhabditida; Onchocercidae. Gene Ontology annotation, cellular component: nuclear pore; nuclear pore outer ring. The record is from RefSeq and is a predicted model, not a curated record. Gene Ontology annotation, biological process: post-transcriptional tethering of RNA polymerase II gene DNA at nuclear periphery; protein import into nucleus; mRNA export from nucleus. Gene Ontology annotation, molecular function: structural constituent of nuclear pore. The transcript is spliced from 18 exons.